AUGAAUACUUUAGGACCCCCACAGCCUACUGAUGAGGUGUCUGUUCCAGGUACCAGUAAGCAAACCAAGCCCAUCCUGAAGAUUUCACUUGUUGUACUUCUAUAUAUUAUAACCAACUAUAUAAAUGGAAUUCUCAGCAGUUUUUUUAAACACCAUAUAUUUCAUAAGAACUCUCGGUACAUUUUGUUUAUCCACCUGGUGUUUAAUGAUGUAUUGGAAAUCAGUGUUGCAAUCAUCAUGCACAUCUCACUUGAGACUGUCCAUAUUAUGCCAGUGCCACUCUGCUACUUUUUAAUGACAAUUGCAAUUACUACAACCUACAACACUCCUCUGAAUCUGGCCCUGAUGGCUCUCGAAUGCUACAUUGCUAUCUGCAAACCACUGCAUCACCCAAACAUCUGCACAGUGCGCGGAAUGUACAUUACUCUCAACAUAAUGUGGCUGAUCAAUUUUCUUUCUCCAGCAUCAAAUGUUAUAAUUGUCAUUAAUGUAGAGUUUGUGAACUUCUUUAACGCUAAAAUCAUAUGCGACAAUGACAGUUUUCUUCGGACUUAUUCUCAGUCUGUUAAAAGGAAUUACAUGAACAUUACAUAUUUUGCAGUAGCUUGGUUCACAAUGGCUUACACAUACAUUCAUAAUGUCAUUGCAGCACGAUCAGCCAGUCGCUCUGAGAAAUCUUCUGCUAAGAAGGUCUACAAUACAGUACUGAUACAUGCCAUCCAGCUCACUCUGAGUUCACUCAUGUUCAUCAUUCCCCUAGUCAAUAAUCUUUGGCUGUACUUUCAAAGUCAAGAUCCAGAAGAUAUACAAUAUUUCACAUAUGUAUUAAUAAUUUUGUUUCCACGUCUUUUGAGUCCCCUCAUUUAUGGGGUAAGGGAGGAAAACUUCAAAAAAUAUCUCAAACUCUAUGUGAAGGUUUGUGCUUUUGUAAAAGGAGACCCAUCUAGCUAA
Messenger RNA from Erpetoichthys calabaricus (reedfish), 951 nucleotides. Its product is annotated as odorant receptor 131-2-like. Gene Ontology annotation, molecular function: G protein-coupled receptor activity. NCBI's taxonomy places the organism in Eukaryota, Metazoa, Chordata, Cladistia, Polypteriformes, Polypteridae. Gene Ontology annotation, biological process: G protein-coupled receptor signaling pathway. The record is from RefSeq and is a predicted model, not a curated record. Gene Ontology annotation, cellular component: membrane.